Molecule: messenger RNA, 1591 nt
Organism: Bactrocera latifrons
Lineage: Eukaryota; Metazoa; Arthropoda; Insecta; Diptera; Tephritidae
Exons: 3
Biological process (GO): glutathione metabolic process
Molecular function (GO): glutathione transferase activity
Source: RefSeq, a predicted model, not a curated record
UUGACGCGGCAUGAGUACUUUGUUUUGCCGGUGCGAAAAAGCUUUAUAAAGAACAAAUUGCAUGACCAACUUUAUUGUGUCUCUCGCCUUACAGCUGUGAGUGUCUAGUUCCGCAAAUUUUUCAACAAAAAAACGCUCAACGCUACCUAAUACUAUGGAUUUAUAUUACUUGCCCGGUUCUGCACCAUGCCGUUCAGUACUCUUGACUGCGAAGAAUCUCGGCAUCGAAUUGAAUAAGAAAUUAUUGAAUUUGAUGGCUGGUGAGCAUUUGACACCGGAGUUCAUUAAGAUUAAUCCACAGCACACUAUUCCCACCUUGGUGGACGAUGGCUUCGCUUUAUGGGAAUCGCGUGCCAUUCUUGUUUACUUGGUCGAGAAAUACGGCAAGGACGAUGCCUUAUUCCCUAAGUGCCCCAAGAAGCAAGCUGUUGUUAAUCAGCGCUUAUACUUCGACAUGGGUACCCUAUACAAGUCACUCGCCGACUACUACUACCCACAAAUCUUCGCCAAGCAGCCGGCUGAUCCAGAGCUAUACAAGAAGAUUGAAGCCGCUUUCGACUUCCUGAAUACUUUCCUAGAGGGUAACAACUACGUGGCUGGCGAUCAAUUGACCGUGGCUGAUUUGGCUAUUUUAGCUACAGUAUCAACCUUCGAUGUCAUACAAUUCGACUUCAGCAAGUACGCCAAUGUUGCCAGAUGGUACGAAAAUGCUAAGAAAAUUCCAGGMUGGGACGAGAACUGGCAAGGUUGCUUGGAAUUCAAGAAAUUCCUGGGCUAAAUGCUCCAGCGAUGCUAAUUGUCAAUGGUCAAUAUGGACUUGUACUUUUACCCCGGUUCUGCUCCAUGCCAUGCAGUAUUACUCACUGCUAAAAGUCUCGGCAUUGAAUUGAAUAAGAAAUUUCUAGAUUUGCUAGCGAGGGAAAAUAUGAGCAAUGACUUCGCGAAGAUCAACCCACAGAAAGUCGUGCCSACUUUGGUUGACAAGGAUUUUGUGCUGUGGGAAUCACGUGCGAUUAUGAUUUUCUUGGUGCAAGAAUACGGCAGAGAUGAUUCAUUGUAUCCCAAGUGUCCCAAGAAGCGAGCUCUCAUCAAUCAGCGCUUAUACUUCGACAUGGACACCUUGUACAAAUCUUUCGCCGACUACUAUUAUCCCCAACUCUUUUUUAAGAAACCAGUGGUUCCUGAACUGUACAAAAAUAUGGAGACUGCUAUGGACUUCUUGAACACGUUUCUAGAAGACAACAAAUAUGUGGCGGGUGAUCAAUUGUCCSUGGCUGAUUUUUCUAUUUUAGCAUCGGUGUCCAUAUUUGAUGUUGCGAAUUUCAACCUCAGCAAGUAUGCCAAUGUUGCCAGAUGGUACGAACAUUGUAAGAAACUUCCGGGUUGGGACGAAAACUGGGCAGGUUGCAUGGAAUUCAAGAAGUUAUUUGUGUAAGCAGAAACAUCCGUAAGAAUAUAUGAAUUACUUGACUAUCAAAAGCGGAGUUUGGGUUUACAACCAAGAGGAAUAUCUACAUAUUUACACUCUAAUCAGAAUAAUUAAUUGURAUCUAUUUAAAUGUUUAAUAAAUUGUUUUAUAAUUGAUACACA